This is a messenger RNA of Anthonomus grandis grandis, 4210 nucleotides long. It is a transcript of the gene c12.2, whose product is annotated as von Willebrand factor A domain-containing protein 8. The record is from RefSeq and is a predicted model, not a curated record. NCBI's taxonomy places the organism in Eukaryota, Metazoa, Arthropoda, Insecta, Coleoptera, Curculionidae. Gene Ontology annotation, molecular function: ATP binding; ATP hydrolysis activity. Gene Ontology annotation, cellular component: cytoplasm.
UUUUAAACUAUAGUUUCAUACACCUUAGUUAACAAAUUAAAUCAACCAAAAGAAAAAUGUUAAAAAGUGCUUCCACUAACAGAUUACAACAGCUGAUCAAAAUACUAAAUGGUGUGAGGUCUGAUGUAGUACAAUUUAAUAGUCUGCGCGCCUAUGUUACUUCCGAAAAUGUAGCUAUAGGGGAGAUUGUUAAAGAUAUUGAAAAAUCUGAGAAACCUGAGCUUGUGCCGAGAUUAUAUUAUAAAGAAAAUCUCCCUCAAACAACAAUCCACCACCUAAAAUGGAUAAUGCAGAAGGACCUUCUGGGUCAAGAUAUUUUCCUUAUUGGACCUCCUGGUCCGCGAAAACGUGUGCUAGCUAUGCAGUACCUUGAAUUGACUAAUAGGGAGCACGAAUAUGUCGCUUUAAGCCGAGAUACUACUGAAAGCGAUCUUAAACAACGACGAGAAAUUGUUGGAGGAACUGCCAAAUAUUUUGACCAGAGUGCCGUAAAAGCUGCAAUGAAAGGACGAGUUCUAAUAUUAGAGGGUGUAGAAAAAGCUGAAAGAAAUGUACUACCAGUAUUAAAUAAUUUAUUGGAAAAUAGAGAAAUGCAUUUGGAAGAUGGAAGAUUGUUAAUUCCCGCUGAAAGAUAUGAUAAACUUCUUGAGAAACAUGGAUUUCAUGAAUUGGAAAAAUGGAAGCUUGUAAGGGUAGAUGAGAACUUUAGGGUUAUUGCACUGGGGUUGCCAGUUCCAAGAUAUCGCGGAAACCCACUUGAUCCACCAUUACGUUCCAGAUUUCAAGCUAGGGAUGUAUCUAAUUUUACAUAUCAGGAAUGGUACAGAGAACUAACCAACAAAUACACGAACGCCCCAAAAGAAAAAUUAGAAAAACUUCUAUCCUGCGCGUUUGCCUUAUUAAAUCAAGACUCGAAAUUUCUGGGCUUACCGGACUUUCCGGUAGAUAACUUACCUGCAGUGGCUGAAAUACUGGACAAAAACCCAGAAUUGCCAAUUUACGAUUUAUUCUAUAGACUCUACCCAUACAAAACGUUUUUGUCCGACAGCGUUUCAAACAUUGAAAGUUUACUAAACACAUUCAUAGACAUUCCAGUUGCAGAAAAUUCAUCAGAAGCCACUUUGGCAACACAAAUCAAAGAGUUUGUUACUGCAAAAUUACCAAAGCAAACAAACCCAUCCGAAGGUUACAUACAAACAUUAUAUCAAAACAAAAUCUUACAACAAAUGCUUCAGACGGGACAAACAACGGAUUUCUGUCUUAUCGGUCCCAGUGGUUCAGGAAAAACUAUGCUCUUAAAACAAAUGGCCGCCAUUCAAAACAAAGAUAUAGAAAAUAUUGUUUUAUACCAAGAUAUGACUUCACGUGACUUGUUACAACAGAGAACAACCCUGGAAAAUGGCGAUACUGUAUGGAGUUUUUCACCUUUAGUAAAAGCUGCUUUAAAUGGAAAAAUUGCAGUUUUAGACGGGAUCAACAGGAUACAUCCUAGCACCUUAUCGGUGUUGCAUAGACUAGUUCAAGACCGGGAACUCCAGCUUUACGAUGGUAAAAGACUCAUCAGCUUGGAGCGCUUCGAUUUCUUACAAAAUAAACUUAAUUUAACAAAAAAUCAACUGACCGAAAGCGGAAUAUUCCCUGUUCAUUCCGAUUUCCGAAUAGUAGCAGUAGGGGAUCCUCCAAAUAUCCAAUCAAAAGAAGGAAAUUGGAUGUCUCCCGAAAUGCUCAGCUUGUUUGUAUUUCACGAUUUGAGGACUUUAAGUAAAAUUGAGGAGAUUCAUGUUAUAAGCUCGAAGUUCGGUCGGAUAGACAAAACUUUACAUAAAAUAAUCGAUUUGGCUCACAUUUUGCGAAGCAAUAAUGAUCAAUCCCUGAAAAAUUUAGCAGGGCAUUUAUCGACUAGACAACUAAUUAGGAUAGCGGCUAGAAUGAAACAGUUUCACACUGAGGAUGCUUAUAGUAUGCUAGAAGAAACUUUCAUGCUCAAAUUCUUACCGGCUAUCACAAAGAAAUCUUUAGAAAAACUGAUUUUAAACGUUGGAAUUGCUCCUUCAGAGGACUUUUUGGAAAGGAAUGAAAAGAACAUAAGGUGUGAGGUGGUUGAUGGUAUACUUACUAUAGGAAAUACGUCAGUCCCAGUGUACCAGACUGAACAUUUAACAAAAGUGCCCAAAGUAUUAUUCUACGACAUACCACAGCACGUAAAACUUAUGGAAGGGCUCCUGCAGGACUUUCAAUUAGGCUAUCAUUUGCUUUUGGUGGGAAAUCAAGGGGUGGGUAAAAAUAAAAUCGUCGAUAGGUUUUUGGAAUUAUUAAACAGACCCAGGGAGUAUAUUCAACUACAUAGAGACACGACAGUUCAAACCUUAACCACUCAGCCGACAGUGAAAGAUGGAGUUUUAAUAUACGAAGAUUCUCCUUUAGUGAAAGCAAUCAAGCAUGGCCAUGUUUUAGUGGUGGAUGAAGCUGAUAAAGCGCCAACUCAUGUAACUUGUAUUUUAAAAACCUUGGUUGAAUCUGGACAGAUGAUUCUUAGUGAUGGCAGAAGGAUAGUACUUGAUAUACCAGAUGUCAUAGGAGAAGACGAAUAUAUCCAAAUCCAUCCAGAUUUCCGUAUGAUCGUCCUAGCAAACAGGCCGGGUUUUCCAUUCUUAGGCAACGACUUCUUCGGCGCCUUAGGUGAUCUUUUCAGCAGUAGGGCAGUUGAAAAUCCAUCAAGACAGUCUGAAAUUGAACUUUUGAGAAGUUACGGACCAAACGUUCCAAUAAAAACUAUUAGAAAGUUAGUGGAUAUUUUUGGAGAACUUAGAAAUAUGGCCGAUCAGGGUUUGCUAAACUACCCUUACUCAACUAGAGAGGUGGUGAAUAUCGUGAAACAUUUACAAAAAUUUCCCAAUGCGGACGUAGAAGACGUAGUGUUCAAUGUCUUCGACUUUGACAGAUAUAGUCCGGAACUAUUGGAAACUUUGGGAGAGGUCUUAGAAAGGCACGGAUUUUCAAAGAAUGUCAUGACGGCUGAAUAUAUUGCGGCCAAGAGGGCGCAAGAAAAGAUCCAAGUUACAGUAAACAGAAAAAGCGGGUUAGAUGUUUCAUCUCCUAAGCAUGGAAAAGAAGAUCCAAAUAAUGACCCCCACGUGGGUGGUAACACUUGGGCUGGAGGCACCGGAGGACGAGACACUGCCGGUCUGGGUGGUAAAGGUGGUCCUUAUAGGCUAGAUAAAGGACAUACAGUUCAUCAGCUUUCCGAUGAAGAAAAGGCAUCAGUGCCAGAACACGUUCAAAAAGCAGCCAGGGAAAUGAACAGAAAAGCUUAUGCAGACAAACUAAAGCAAAUCGGAAUGACCCCGUAUGACCACGAUGUUUACUCGCAAUUUUCUAACGCUGUUGCCAGGCAAGUUCAAGCUUUGAGAGUUAUUUUGGGGAAUUUACAGGCCAAGAAUAAGGAGAGAAAUUGGUAUAGGCAUCAGACUACUGGAGAAUUGGAUGAUGUGAAGUUAAUUGACGGAUUGUUAGGUGAAAAAACGAUUUUUAGAAGAAGAGCUGAGCAAGAACCAGAAAUCGGAACCCCUCAAUUGAAACCAAAAUAUUUUAGGAUUCUUGCAGAUGUGUCUGGAAGUAUGUAUAGGUUUAAUGGAUAUGACGGAAGAUUAGACAGAGAAUUAGAAGCAGUAGUUCUUGUAAUGGAAGCGCUAGAAGGAUUCGAGGAUAAAAUAAAAUAUGACAUUAUCGGUCACUCUGGGGAAGAGUAUAACAUUAAUUUCGUUUCACGAGACAAUCCACCUAAAAAUAAUAAGCACAGACUUGAAGUUAUUAGAAAAAUGCAUGCCCACGCCCAAUUCUGUUGGUCAGGAGACAAUACAUUACAGUCUACCACCUGGGGAGUGUCCACACUAGCAGAAGAGGACUGUGAUGAAGCAAUUUUAGUCUUAUUGUCCGAUGCUAACCUACAGAGGUACGGCAUAUCUCCUGCCAGACUGGCGGAGGCGCUUACGAUGAAGCCCACUGUCAGUUCUUAUGCUGUUUUUAUUGGAGGGCUUGGGGAUCAAGCCGAGAGAUUAACACAAAAAUUACCUUCAGGCAGAGCUUUUAUUUGCAAUGACACCAAAGAACUACCGCAAAUUCUUAAGCAGAUAUUUUGGUCGUCGGUAAAUGUAUGAUGAAGAGGAAUAUUUUAAACAAAUUUUGUAAAUAAAUGUUUGUUUUUUUUAAA